GUUGCCAGGUGGAAUUUAUGUAAUGUUGUAAUUGAGAGGCGGGCUGUCCCUGUCCAUGCUGAUAAAAGCUGUCGUGGAGCCCGGCAGGAGUCAUUGCAAUGAAGAUGAUGAAGAACGUGGCUCUGUUGGCAGCUCUGCUGGCUCUGGUGUGUGUGUGUGAAGGAGUGACCUUUGGCCAGCUCUGUCAGGGGAAUCCCAACAACAACCCGAGGUUAUCAGAUCCUUUGGGUGCAGGCCACUAUGGGGCCCCACGGGGAAGCAGGACUCACCAAGGUUUGGACAUCAUUUGUGAUGACGGCUCAGAGGUCUACGCUCCAUUUGACCUCACUAUCACUAGGGGACUCGUUGUCUACAAUGAUCCCACUAAGGCCGCCAUCGACCGCGGCCUUGUAAUAAGUGGCGAAGGUCUUUGCGUCAAGCUGUUUUAUGUGGAGCCUGACAGGACUUCAGGAACCGUGAGCAAGGGGCAGCGUCUGGGCGUCAUGAUGCCCAUGCAGAGCGUUUACCCGGGAAUCACCUCGCAUGUGCAUGUGGAGCUGUGUAACAAACAAAACCCCACAGAGUACUUCUGAGGAUGGGGGCAUGACCAUUUUGACCUUAAAGGCCACAUUUUAUUGGAUUAUCCUAUUAGGCAUAAAAAUUGCAAAUAAGUUAAACCUGCCAGCAACGUUUUGUUGUUAUUAUUUAGAUUAACACAAUUUGUUAUAUGCAAAUUAUGUGUCAAGAAUAAAGAGGUCAACAGAGGUG
Syngnathus acus (greater pipefish) is the source of this 747-nucleotide messenger RNA. Its product is annotated as leukocyte cell-derived chemotaxin-2-like. Lineage: Eukaryota; Metazoa; Chordata; Actinopteri; Syngnathiformes; Syngnathidae. The record is from RefSeq and is a predicted model, not a curated record. The transcript has 5 exons. The coding region runs from base 99 to 572 and encodes 157 amino acids.